AUGGCGACGACGUGCUCGCUCCUUCCCAUGAAUAACAACUCCCUACCAUGCCUCCUCGUCGUUGUCCUCCUCGCUGUCUCCCUCGGCGCCGGCAGCUGCUCACCGACGACGGUUCAGCUGGUUGGCGGCGGCGGCGGCUACGUCGACGACAGCAGCAGCUUCGACAGUGCUACUGAUGAUCAGAUGAUGGAGCGGUUCCAACGCUGGAAGGUAGAGUACAACCGAAGCUACGCGACGGCUUCGGAGGAGCGCCACCGUUUCCAGGUGUACGCCGGCAACAUGCGGUACAUCCUGGCGAGGAACGGCGAGGACCCCUCGUACGAGCUCGGUGAGACGGAGUACACCGACCUCACCACCGACGAGUUCAUGGCCAUGUACACCACGGCCACGCUAGCGCUGGACGACGGCUUCGACGACGACGGCGACAGCAACGACGGCGGCGACGGAGACGACGACAGUGAUGGCGAUGAUGGCGGUGACUUUGACACCGUGAGCGGUGGCCAUGGCGGCCACGGCCGCCGUUGCGUCCGCCGUUGUGUCCGCCGUUGCAUCAUCACUGGCAAAAGAGGAGUAGUUGGCCUUGGCCACCGCAAGCGUUGCGUCCGCCGUUGCCGCCGCCGUUGCUACCCCGUCGUCAAGGAGACGAUCACCACUGGGUCGGGAAAGACGACAGUUCAUGGCGGCGGUGUGUUUGUGAACGACGAGGCGGCGCUGAUGAACGCGGUGGUGGCCGGCCGGCAGCAGCAGGAGCAGCCGGUGGUGGCCGUCGUCGCGAUCAGGGCCGGCCACCCGGACUUCCACCACUUCAGGGGGCAAGGCGUGUACCGAGGGCGGUGCGGCAGCAGGUUCAACCACGCCGUCGCCGUGGUUGGGUACGGGGAGGACGCGGCCACCGGGGAGAAGUACUGGAUCGUCAAGAACUCGUGGGGGACCAAGUGGGGCGACGGCGGCUACAUCAAGUUGAAGAGGCAACAAGUCCCCGCCGCCGCCGGCAGCCCAGCAGCAGCGGCAGCAGGGGGCUACUGCGGCCUCGCCGUCAGAGUCAGACCACCUUUCGUCCCAACCAUGACCAUGUGA
This is a messenger RNA of Sorghum bicolor (sorghum), 1077 nucleotides long. RefSeq names its product fruit bromelain. The transcript has a single exon. Gene Ontology annotation, cellular component: lysosome. Gene Ontology annotation, molecular function: cysteine-type endopeptidase activity. NCBI's taxonomy places the organism in Eukaryota, Viridiplantae, Streptophyta, Magnoliopsida, Poales, Poaceae. The coding region runs from base 1 to 1077 and encodes 358 amino acids. The record is from RefSeq and is a predicted model, not a curated record.